AUGGAGGAAUGGAGAAAAUAUUUAGAAAUAAAUAUCAUAAACGAAUCAUCAGCGGUGACGGAGACUGUGCUUAGUUUAGGUCUAAAGAUAUCUAUCCAAGAUGCUCAAAGUUAUCUGAAAGUAUUUUACGAUGAAAAUGAUCAACUUUAUCCAGUGUAUAUUAUCCAUGGUGUGCCAAAAGACCUGGGUUCCUUGGUAGAUUUGGACAGUGGGUCAGACAGUUUGCCGUCAGAUUUUCUUACACAAUACGCUCUUGCAACGAAGGCUUCUCUCUUGGACAUUUGCAGUCAAUUCGAAGAGGGAUACAAGACUCAAAUUUAUGCUCUAUCAGCAAAUCCAAUCGUCGAUUUUGAUGAGUUAUUGCCCGUCAUAUACAAAUUACGAGGCAAAGAUGUUAUAUACCAAAAAGAGCAUUGUGAAAAGUAUGGAUUCAUACAUAAUGAAAACUCGAAGCCACGAACCUUGAAAACGAAAACGAUACCACCCUCCAAUAAAACGCCUCUUCCUACUAUUAAGAAAGAACCCGCUGAAGUGGAUCCAAAGAAACCAAAGACGUGCUCUUCCAACCUGUUCAGAAAUGUGAAACCUUCAAAUUCGCGGCAGAAUUCUACGGCCAGCAAAACGUCGGCGGGAUCUGAGAAUAAGCCUGUGCCGGCCGGUCCUACAGGAAAAUCAGAAUUACAGACACAUCAGCUUAAAAAGGAGAAUGACGACUUAAGAAAUAUCAUGGAUAUGGACGAUGAUCAUAAUUCAAUCAACGAAGCAAGAAAAUCGGCAAUUUCUGUCGCUGCCAGUCCAGAGGAAGUAACCAGCUUAGAUACAGAGUCUAAUAAGCCUUCGAAUGAAAAUUCUACUCCUGAACCCGAAGAAACUAUAACUUCAAUAGCCAACGGACGAAAACAUGGUAAGCGUAAAGUUACAAAAACGGUCACUACCCAUGACGACGAAGGAUUCUUAAUUACAAAAGAAGAACAGGCUUGGGAAUCAUUCUCUGAGGAUGAAAAUGAAAAUGAAAAUGAAAAUGAAAAGGCCAAACGGGCUUAUCCUCCGAAGGCUAGAGCAUCAAAUCCCCCUACUCGUAAAAAAAGUGGACCUCAGCAGGGUGGAAAUCGCCAGCAGAAAUCUAUCAUGUCCUUUUUUGGAAAGAAGUAA
Molecule: messenger RNA, 1152 nt
Organism: Schizosaccharomyces osmophilus
Lineage: Eukaryota; Fungi; Ascomycota; Schizosaccharomycetes; Schizosaccharomycetales; Schizosaccharomycetaceae
Gene: cdc27
Product: DNA polymerase delta subunit Cdc27
Exons: 5
Coding region: 1-1152 (383 amino acids)
Biological process (GO): nucleotide-excision repair, DNA gap filling; DNA strand elongation involved in DNA replication; DNA synthesis involved in UV-damage excision repair
Cellular component (GO): delta DNA polymerase complex; nucleus
Molecular function (GO): DNA-directed DNA polymerase activity
Source: RefSeq, a predicted model, not a curated record